Pipistrellus nathusii (Nathusius's pipistrelle) is the source of this 1017-nucleotide messenger RNA. The record is from the annotation of a GenBank genome assembly. NCBI's taxonomy places the organism in Eukaryota, Metazoa, Chordata, Mammalia, Chiroptera, Vespertilionidae.
AUGCCCUUUUGCCACAAAAUAAUGAACAUUUCCUGUAUGAACAGCACCUGGUCAAAUGAUGUCCGUGCUUCCCUGUAUAGUUUAAUGGUGCUCAUAAUUCUGACCACAAUGGCUGGCAAUCUCAUAGUUAUUAUUUCCAUAUCACACUUCAAGCAACUUCAUACCCCCACAAAUUGGCUCAUCCAUUCCAUGGCCACGGUGGACUUUCUGCUGGGCUGCUUGGUCAUGCCUUGUAGCAUGGUGAGAUCCGUUGAGCACUGCUGGCCUUUUGGGGAAGUCUUCUGCAAAAUCCACACCAGCACCGACAUCAUGCUGAGCUCGGCAUCCAUCUUCCACCUGUCCUUCAUUUCCAUUGACCGGUACUACGCUGUGUGUGACCCGCUGCGGUACAAAGCCAAGAUCAGCAUCGUGGUUAUUUUUGUGAUGAUCUUCAUCAGCUGGAGCGUCCCUGCCCUUUUUGCAUUUGGGAUGAUCUUCUUGGGGCUAAACUUCAGAGGAGCUGAGCAGGUGUAUUACGAACACACCCACUGCGUAGGGGGUUGUUCCGUCUUCUUUAGCAAAACACCCGGGGUUCUGGCCUUCAUGACUUCUUUCUACAUACCUGGGUCUAUUAUGUUGUAUGUCUAUUAUAGGAUAUACUUCAUAGCUAAAGGGCAGGCAAGAUCCAUUCACAAUGCACACCAGAAGCUUCAAAUUGGAUUGGAAGAGAAAAGUGGAAUUUCACGAAACAAAGAACGCAAAGCUGCGAAGACUUUAGGGAUCGUGAUGGGAGUUUUCCUCCUUUGCUGGUGUCCUUUCUUUAUCUGCACAGUCAUGGAUCCUUUCCUGGACUACACUAUCCCGCCCACCUUGAAUGAUGCAUUGAUUUGGUUUGGCUACUUGAACUCUACUUUUAACCCAAUGAUUUAUGCAUUUUUCUAUCCCUGGUUCAGAAGAGCGUUGAAGAUGAUUCUAUUUGGUAAAAUUUUCCAAAAAGAUUCAUCUAGGUGUCAAUUAUUUUUAGAAUCAAAUCCAUAG